Molecule: messenger RNA, 763 nt
Organism: Mus musculus (house mouse)
Lineage: Eukaryota; Metazoa; Chordata; Mammalia; Rodentia; Muridae
Gene: Gemin7
Product: gem nuclear organelle associated protein 7
Exons: 2
Coding region: 44-433 (129 amino acids)
Biological process (GO): spliceosomal snRNP assembly
Cellular component (GO): SMN complex; nuclear body; cytosol
Molecular function (GO): RNA binding
Source: RefSeq, marked provisional
GGGUGUAGGAGCAGCGCCUGCAGGGACAGGCCUUGCCAGAGCCAUGCAGAGCCCACUGACCAUUCCUGUGCCGGUGCCAGUGCUGCGCCUCCCUCGGGGCCCCGAUGGCUUCAGCAGAGGCUUUGCCUCUGAUGGACGUAGGACCAUCCUGAGACCAGAAGUCGGAGAAGGUCAUAUUCAAGAUCCCCCAGAGUCACAGGAACAGCGGGCCCGAGCCACUCUGCGAGAGCGCUACCUCCGCAGCCUCCUAGCCAUGGUGGGGCACCCUGUGAGUUUCACGCUGCACGAAGGUGUGCAUGUGACCGCCCAGUUUGGAGCCACAGACCUGGAUGUGGCCAACUUCUACGUUUCCCAACUGCAGACUCCCAUAGGUGUACAGGCCGAGGCCUUGCUUCGAUGUAGUGACAUAAUUUCCUAUUCUUUCAAGCUGUAAAACUGUCUGCCAUUUUCCUGUGGGCAUUGCCACAGUAGCCCAGGCCUCUGACUAUUCCUGGGACAUAGAGUUCUCAGCGCCUUCCUGGACUUCCAAAGCAAUCUCCAACAAACUCUGGCUUUGAACUCAGAGGAACUCCAAACCAGAUACUGCCUGGUGCAGGAUGCAGAUAACCCUGGCUCUGAAGAGGUGGGAAGAUCAUAAACUCAAGGCCAGGCUGUGCGGCAGUGGGGGACGGCAACCUCAGACAUUCUAGAUCUCUCUUGUUGGAAGGAGUGUUCUGCUUCACACACUGAGCGUCACAGAAAUAAAUUCCUGAGGCUUGGCCUU